AUGCCACCAGUCUACCGCGGCCACUGGUGCCCAUUUUGCCAAGCCUACCUCAAACAGCUGCAGUCUCUGACAAAGUCCAUCACCGCUGCGGGCGGGUACGUCCUCACGGUGACGGCGGAGUCCGAGUCCGAACUUCACAAGAUCCGCGAGACGACAGGCUACGACGGCGAAACCAUCGUCGACACGGAGAAUCUCCUCGCUACGGAACUCAGGCGUAGGGGCAUCAUCGAUGUGGCCGUCUCGGAAAAGACAGGAUACCCAAAUGGAAUGGCCCAGCCCGCUGUAUUGGUUGGGACUAAAGCGAAGGUCGUUUAUAAAUGGGCGAUUAAACCUUCCGUGGAUCGGCCAUCGCUCAAGGAGGUGUGGGAGAAUGCCGAGGCCGAGAUGCAGGGGAAGAAACCUGUGCAUACUGAGAUACCCCUGCUGUCGUUCGUUCAGGGCCUGAAGCAGAAACUUUUUGGAUAG
Molecule: messenger RNA, 465 nt
Organism: Bacidia gigantensis
Lineage: Eukaryota; Fungi; Ascomycota; Lecanoromycetes; Lecanorales; Ramalinaceae
Exons: 2
Coding region: 1-465 (154 amino acids)
Molecular function (GO): oxidoreductase activity; antioxidant activity
Source: RefSeq, a predicted model, not a curated record